Messenger RNA from Opisthocomus hoazin, 636 nucleotides. It is a transcript of the gene TMEM252, whose product is annotated as transmembrane protein 252. NCBI's taxonomy places the organism in Eukaryota, Metazoa, Chordata, Aves, Opisthocomiformes, Opisthocomidae. The record is from RefSeq and is a predicted model, not a curated record.
AUGCCAAAAAGUGUUUCUACCUUCAUUCGUCUUUUUGUGCUCCUACUCGGUUUCUCCACUAUUUGUCUGGGAGUCCUUUGUGUUUCUGCAGCUUCCUCCACGUGCAGAUGUAGAAACAACGAGCUGCUGUUUUAUUGCCUGUUUGCUUUGGGAAUCUUUCUCCUUGUGACUGGCAUUUUCUGGAGCACUUUCCAUGAAGUCUUGAAGUGCAGGGACUUCAGCAGCACCUUCGUUCGAAAUCCCAGCCGUAGAGAGCAAUGUGUCAGCACCAUAGACAGGCCUGACUUCUAUCCCCCCUCCUAUGAAGACAUCACAGAUCCCGAAAAACAGACCUCCCCACUGCCUGUUGCCUCCACACUGAAACAGCAAGAAGUCUUCAACAUCCCUCCACCUCCAUAUAGUGAAAGCAGCAUAGAGUUCGUCAGUGAAACUAACGAACAGGAACAGCCACCACCCUACCAAUUAUCUGUGCAGCAGCUACAGCAGCAGCCAACAGCUGACCAAGACUCAAACCCUCGAACGGAGUCAAAUUCUCAUCCAUCCAUACAAGAAAACAGUUACCAACAGGAUACAGAUUGCCAGGGCACCUCAGGAAGAGCAGCGCCUGUCAGAACAUACGAGUCAGGCAGGGGGUAA